AUGGCGAGCGGGUGCGGGCGGUUGGGGCUGGGGCUGGGGGCCCGCGUGGCGCUCACCGCCUCCUACUGCACCGGGGACGGCUCCGGCACCGGCUCCGGAGGCCCCCCGGGCCCCGGGCCCCGCAGCCCCGGCCGCCAGGCGGCUCCCCCGCCGGCGCAGCCCCGGCCUCCCAGGGAGAGGACGCCCGGACCCCCCCCCGCCGCCGCCCGACGCUUCGCCAGCUCCAGCGCCGCCGCCGCCCCCCCCUCCUCCAAGCUGGACAACAAGAGCUUCCUGUGGGCGCGCUACAACGAGAUGAAGCGCCUGGUGCAGGACCUGCUUCCUCCCGGGGUCUGUAAUCUUCUGAACCCAUCCACCAUCUAUGCCAACAAUGAGGUGUGCCUGGGCGACAUUGAGAUCUACGGCUUUGACUAUGACUACACUUUGGCCCUGUACUCCAACGCCCUCCAUUCCAUGAUCUACAACACAGCCCGCGACAUCCUGGUGGAACAAUACAAGUAUCCCGAGGGGAUCCGCAAGUAUGACUACUUGCCUAACUUUGCCAUCCGAGGACUGCACUACGACAUUCCCAAGGGCUUGCUGAUGAAGAUUGAUGCCUUCCAUUACAUCCAGAUGGGUACUGUGUAUAGGGGCCUGAAGCCAGUUCCCGACGAGGAGGUGACUGACCUGUAUCAGGGGACACACCAUAUCCCUCUGCACCAGGUCAGCGGGUUCUACGGCAAGGGGCCAGCAGUGAAGCAGUUCAUGGACAUUUUCUCCCUCCCAGAGAUGACCCUCCUUGCCGUGGCCAACGACUUUUUCAUCACCAAUGACAUCGACUAUGACCCGAUCCACCUAUACAAGGAUGUCACGGAUGCCAUAAGAGACGUCCACAUCAAAGGUUUCAUGUAUAAAUGGAUUCUGCAGGAUCUGGAGAAGUACAUAUUGCGUGGGGAUGAGACGUACGCUGUCCUGCAUCGCCUGGUGAACAAUGGCAAGAAGCUCUUUCUCAUCACCAACAGCCCUUUCAGCUUUGUUGACAAAGGCAUGAAGUAUAUGGUGGGCAAGGACUGGAGAGAUUUCUUUGACGUGGUCAUCGUUCAAGCCGACAAACCACAUUUCUUCAAUGAUGGUGUCAAGCCUUUCCGCCGCCUGGAUGGGAACGGAGACUUGCAGUGGGACAAGAUCACCAAGCUGGAGAAGGGCCAGGUGUAUAAGCAGGGGAACCUGUUUGACUUCCUGCGGCUCACCGGUUGGCGAGGGUCCAAGGUAUUCUACUUUGGAGACCACCUGUACAGCGACCUGGCGGACUUGAUGUUACGCCAUGGCUGGCGCACGGGAGCCAUUGUGCCCGAGCUGGAGAUGGAGACCAAGAUCGUCAACACGGAGCAGUUCUCCCAGUCACUGACCUGGCUUCAGGCCCUCACCGGUCUCCUGGAACGCAUGCAGAUGUUCCGAGAUUCCGAAUCGCAGCAGGUGCUCCAGGACUGGAUGAAGGAAAGACAGGAGAUGAGGGCUGUUACCAAGAACCUGUUCAACCCCCAGUUUGGCAGCAUCUUCCGGACCUGCCACAAUCCCACCUAUUUCUCCCGCCGUCUCUGCCGCUUCUCGGACCUAUACAUGGCCUCCAUCAGCUGCCUCCUCAACUACGACCUGCGCUACACCUUCUUCCCCCGGCGCACGCCGCUGCAGCACGAGGCUCCCCUCUGGAUGGACCAGCUGUGCACGGGCUGCAUGAAGACCCCCUUCCUGGAGGAGAUGGCCCACAUCCGUUAGGCCUGGGGCCGUCGAUGCCCGGCGGGGAGGGGGGAGACGGGUCGGCGAGGCCCGGGUCCCGCCGGCUGAGGACCGCGGGACCACGCUCUCGGACGGUCUUUUUCGGGCCCGGCACUCGGGUUUGCAAAAGUCGAGGCAGCCGGGUGGCCAGCGUGGGCCAGUCGGUCGGGUCCCCAGUUGGGGGAGAUGGUUUUUCUUUGGCAGAGAGAGUGGGAUGGAUGCCUCAGUCCGCGCUUCGCCCGUGGCCUUCGGAUCGGCUGCUCUGGGGAGUCGCGGAGUCUAGCUGCCUCCUCCCGAGGAGGCUGGAGUCGGCAUUUGUCUGAUAUGGUGCCAGCGGGGCACGAACACGCACGCACACACACGCAGGACGCUCCCGGGCCGGGGGUCCGGCUGGGGUCAGAGCCCUCAGCCCCCGCGGUGGGGUCCGUUCUCUCACGGGCCGGGCAGCGGGGCAGCUGAGCUGGUCCACGUCUUUCUGGAAGGGCAGAGUUGGAGAUGGGUCUGCCGGGUAGUUAGGCUGGGGGUAGUUUUAGGAUGUAGCAGAGGGGAUAGUGGUGCAUGGAGGGAGAAAU
Messenger RNA from Tachyglossus aculeatus (Australian echidna), 2327 nucleotides. RefSeq names its product 5'-nucleotidase domain-containing protein 2-like. Gene Ontology annotation, molecular function: 5'-nucleotidase activity. The record is from RefSeq and is a predicted model, not a curated record. NCBI's taxonomy places the organism in Eukaryota, Metazoa, Chordata, Mammalia, Monotremata, Tachyglossidae.